Anopheles coluzzii is the source of this 1276-nucleotide messenger RNA. RefSeq names its product MRN complex-interacting protein. The transcript has 2 exons. Gene Ontology annotation, molecular function: chromatin binding. The record is from RefSeq and is a predicted model, not a curated record. Lineage: Eukaryota; Metazoa; Arthropoda; Insecta; Diptera; Culicidae. Bases 60 to 1130 code for a protein of 356 amino acids. Gene Ontology annotation, cellular component: nucleus. Gene Ontology annotation, biological process: mitotic G2 DNA damage checkpoint signaling.
AAUCAAAUGAAUCCGCCAAAUUUGAUCAACAAAGCAACAGCUCAGGACGCGGCAACAACAUGCCUCAAGAAUUGCGAGUUGUUCGUUGCUUUCAGUGCUUAAAAUAUCAGGUGGACAUUGUGAAAAAGGCCAACAAAUGGGCGUGCAAAAUGUGUGGCGCCAAACAAUCGCUGGCGCGUGAAUACUUCCGUGGAACGGGCCAAGAUUGUCGAAGCAUGGUGCAGCAACUCUCCGUCCGACACCUGGAGAUGGAUCAACGCGAAGCGGAGGUCGCUGAACUGGUGUUGCAAAAUAAAAUACAACUGCCCCAACCGACACAGCUAGAUCCAGCUAUGUUGCGAAAUGGCACAAACGAAAGCACCAAUACGACAUCGAAAGGUCCGAGCAAGUGGGCCGCAUUUCUUACAAAGGAGGAAAACGACGACCCAUCAGAUGCUUUGGACGCUUCUGAAUCACUGGAAAACGUGUCCUGCACCACGUUUGACCGCGAACGUAUCGGGUGUCCGGUGAAGCAGAGCAACGCAUGGAGUAACUACCCAAGUGCUCAGCAUGAUUCGUUUGAUAAUGAUGCACAGUUGGCCUUAAACAUGGAUGACAUUUCUCCGAGUGAUUUUUCUUCGAGCGACAUUUGGAAAGCUAAACAAAAGAAUCCCGUAUUCUACCCAAAUCGUUCCGCAAAGAGAGAGCAAAGUAAUACAACACCAUUUCACAACUACGGUGCUCAAAAAAGCUGGACUCAAGCUGCAGGGGCUAGCUCCAUGCAACUGCCAGACUUUCAUCGUAAAGGAAGCAGUAACAAUCGUUCAUUUAAAGAUCGAUCGGGAACGGUGCCAAAACCAUCAACGGCCAAUGCUGACCCACCGUCUGCUAGUUACAAACCAUCGCAAAUGCCAUAUAAAAGAAAAUGUUCAGAACCUAGUGCCACAGCGCCGCUCAUGAAUUUUGGUAAGCGUUCGGCCAACGAAAGUACGUCAGCAGCAACAAUCUCGAAUACUCCAUCUGGCAAUAGCAAGGACAACAGAUCACACCAUUCAAGUCCACCUGGUAAUGUAUCCUCGAAGUGGGCAAAGUUCUUGCCGAAAGAUGACGAAACGAACGAAAAUACGGACAGCAAUUUCAUCAUUUUUUGAACGCCGAACAAACAUCCGGAGGGCGGAACACGGAAGCUUAUCAUGCGCGUGAAAGCAAAAAGCAUUAUUUUAUUUUGCGUUCGCUAAAGAAUCCAAAUGUACACAAUUAAACAAAUAAUAACGGUUGUCACAAACAUUCCACCGUA